Molecule: messenger RNA, 1161 nt
Organism: Colletotrichum truncatum
Lineage: Eukaryota; Fungi; Ascomycota; Sordariomycetes; Glomerellales; Glomerellaceae
Source: RefSeq, a predicted model, not a curated record
AUGGAUUCUCUAUUCGGACCUUCCCUCGAGACGCGUACAGUGGCAAUCGUGGCCACGACCGUCGUCACGACUCUCUCCCUCGUCUCCCUUGUCCGGCUCGGCCUGUACCCCAAAUGGGGCACCGCCAUCCCCAGCCCUCUCAGGACAAAGAUCCCCGAGCUCACAGGCGAUGAGAUCAAAAAGUUGCCCUAUCGCCCUGAUCAUUUCCCCGGCGCCAGGGACGUCAACACGCCGUAUGGCAUAAUCCGCGUCUAUGAAUGGGGCCCCGCCACGGGCACCAAGGUCCUCCUCGUCCACGGCAUCAGCACAUCCAGCAUGACCCUCGGUCCCAUCGCCCACGCCCUCGUCGCCCGUGGCUGCCGCGUCAUGCUGUUCGAUCUGUUCGGCCGCGGCUUUUCCGACGGCGUCGGCGACCUUCCCCACGACGACCGCCUGUACACCACUCAGGUCCUCCUGGCCCUCGCCUCCUCCCCGCUCGCCUGGUCCGGCACCGACUCCAUCCGGGUCAUAGGCUACUCGCUCGGCGGCGCCGUAGCCGCCGCCUUUGCCGUGUCCUUCCCGCACAUGGUCGAGAGUCUCGUGCUGCUCGCCCCGGCAGGCCUCAUCCGCGCGGAAAAGUUCGGUGCCGCCGCGCGCAUCACGUUCCAGUCCGGCCUCGUGCCCGACAGGAUCCUCGCCGCCAUCACCCGCAAGAGGCUGCAGAAGCCGUUGGCGGCUAAGCGGUCCAACGCCGUGGAGGAGGAGAUCGAUCCCGUGGAGGAGAUCGUCGACGUUGCCGCGGCGGAGGUGUCUUCUCCCGACGGCGGCGAGGACGCGCGGGUCGAGUUGAAGGUGCGCGACUACGUCUCCUGGAUGGUUGCGCACCACGGAGGUUUCGUGCCGGCCUUCAUGUCGUGCGUGCGAUACGCGCCGCUGACGGGCCAGCACAAGACGUGGCGUGCUCUUGGCCAGAGGAAGAAGCGCACCACCGCGGUCUUGAUUGGCCGGACGGACGAGGUUAUUGAUGUAGAACAAUACACGAAGGACGGGUUGCCGUUGUUGGGUGGGGAGGAAAAUGUCUUGUGGAAGGUUCUCCCUGGCGGCCAUGACUUUGUUAUGACCAAGACCGAGCACAUUGUGCGUGAGCUGGAUGCAUUUUGGGGUAUGAAGGCGUCGUCAUAG